Molecule: messenger RNA, 756 nt
Organism: Leptidea sinapis
Lineage: Eukaryota; Metazoa; Arthropoda; Insecta; Lepidoptera; Pieridae
Exons: 1
Coding region: 125-661 (178 amino acids)
Source: RefSeq, a predicted model, not a curated record
GUUCUGUCAUUUUGACAGAUUUAAAGUUUUAUUGAAUUCUUAUUUACUUUGCAAAAUCCUGUUAUUGUUUAUUUCUAAUAUUUACAUUUUAUAGUCCUAUUUGAUACUAACUUUAUUAAAAAUCAUGAAACUAGACUCUAAUAAUAAGAUGAUCAAUGGUGAUGGCAAUGAUACACCCGAAGAAAUACUGGAUCCAAGACAACAUGCGGAAGAUAUAAUUGAUGAGAUACUAGCUGACUUUACGGAGUCUCGGUCACCUGAUUUGAGGCACGGAAUUGGCUUACCAGAUAAUUUUCUGAAUAUAUUACAGUCGCCACGAACAUUGGCAGGAGCAUACUCAAUCAAUCAACCGCCACAAACGCGUACGCCCGCUAAUUCAUUCUCUGAAAAUACUUCUGUUGACGAUAUAGAUCCUUCAUCAGAUCUUGGGACAUCAAUACGAAACAAAUGUAUGGAAUUAGAAGAGAUAUUACAAACUUUGAAAUCUCGCCUCAAUCAUGUUGUUCUCGAUGAUAAUAUUAUGAUAAGUCCUGAAGCAAACUCUUUGGAAGCACAACUUGAACAUGACUUAGAUACUGAUUGCCAGGAGGAUUUGUCUUUACAAGAAUUUCUUGAAAUUUUACAUUCCCAGAACAAAAUUUCUCAUAGUUCUGUUCAAUGAUCAUACUUGAUCUUUAUGUAAAGUUGGUGAAAAAUUAUUGCCAGAUAAUAAUUCAUAUUAUAUUAUUGUAUCAAAUAAACAUUAUGAGCAUAAAA